CAUGGCGACGUCCUAACAAUCCAGAAAGAUUUCGUUAACUAAAAUAGAUCUAGAUCUAGAGUCUUGUCCACAACUUAGAUUCUAGAACUAAUGUGUACAUUACUGCUCUAUUAGAUCUAGACUAUAUUCGGUGUUAAUAAGAAACUGCAACCUUUUGAAGAAAUACCAAAAAUAAAUACAACUUUGGUUUGAUAGAAAGCUUGCAGUUUUUCACAAAUUGCGUAGAUUAUGAAGGGCGUCUGUUCAAAAACGUGUCUUAGCAAGCACCUAAGAGAUAUUAACCUAACAGAUGAGAAUUAGAAUCAGAAAUUACAUUUUCCCAUCAAAAAAAGGAUGCUGCAGAAACAGUUGAGAUCAUGGAUGCGCCAACAAUUGGUCUAACAUUAUACUCUGAUUUAAGCAAAGGCCUUGGCAAAACUCUUAUGUUCUUGUUUCGUCUUGCUUGGUUUUCUAAAAUCAGAUUACCUGCUUAUUUAACAUUCAUAUUCUUGGCUGCAGAUAUAAGACUUAGCAUAGAGAUUGUGGUUGGGGAGCAGCAGAUCCAGGAUGUGCCUGAGGAAGAGAUUUGAAUAUGCACUGUUGUGUUGCUUUAUCAUUUGAUGUUGAUAUAUGCUGAGUCUUGUACACUAGUCAUGAGCAGAGGUGUACGUGAUUUACGAGACCUAAUUUGUGUCUCCAGACUGACAUUUAAUGACAGCGAUGAGGAGGGAGUUUAUUCUGAUUGUGAUAUUUCACUUAACAAAGAAAUCAGCAAUUUAUCUUUGUCUGAUCACUCUUACGCAAAUAGCCCUCAGGAUGACUCUACACUUGUCUCUGUGACUUCCCCUGACUCUGGUUUUAACACAGAAUCUCCUGGCCUUACACAUUCUAAGUCCUCUGAAGCUUGUCAGAAAGAUUUGGGAUUUUCAAAACAGAUUUUGCCAUCUUCUAGGGAUCAGAAAAAUGUAAAGUCACAAAAGAAAAAAAGGAAAAAACUAUCUGCUCCACUUUCAACAAGUCUGCACGAUCUACCUAAGCCAACACCUCUCCCACCAGUGCCGAACUUAACAAUAUCAAAUGUUAAGAAUGUUGACCGGAGCAAAUCUUCUGAUUCCACUGGUCAACAAUCCAUCAAAAAGAACAUUCGAUCAAACUUUGAUGAGAUAUUAACAUUUAUGGAUGCCACUAUUGUAGCCAGCUGGCUCAAGCGAUCGAACGAUGCCAUUCAAGAGUUAACAAAGUAUUGCAGCAGUGGAGAUAACUUUGUUUAUUUUGCACAGUUUUGGCUAUUAGAUUUCCCUGAUGCUCAAAAAAAGGACAUAUUUUCAAUGGAAUAUGACAUUUUGUUAAAUGAGGUCGCCUUGGCUUUUUCUGUGGGUAGAGAGAGUAAACAGGUUUCUCGACGUGAUAUUAUAGACUUGUUGGGAGCAGUUUUUAAAGAAUAUCCAAUGAGAUUAAUAGGUAGGCAUGGGCCUUACAUAUUUUUGGACUAUUUAGAUAUUCUUACAUCAGAAAGACAGGAUCAGUACAAAAAGUUGCUCUCUGAUGUCAGAUGCUCAACAUCUAAUCGGCAGUAUGCACAGUGGCUUUUAGCAACCAGAUGCUUUGCUCUGGUCAAUGUAUGGUCCUCAGUCAUUAAUUUCUACAGAAAUCUAACAGGCCACAAUUCCAAGUCUAGUAAAAAUUUUGAUACAUCUUUGAAAGGAACUUUUCUUCAAAGGAUGACAGAGUCUAUACAGUUUGGAUUCAUUGAUGUAGUAACCUAUUUAAUUGAAAGUGGACAUAUCAAAUCAACAUAUUCAGACUCUCAUGGUAAAUCUUUGUUGUUUACCGCUGUCAUGUGUAAACAACCAGCCAUUGUGAAAUAUUUUCUCUCAUUGGUGAAUCCAACACUGGAUGUGAACCAAACAGCUGAAACUGGUAAUACACCACUUCAUGCUGCUGCGAAUAUUGGUGAUCUCCAGAUUGUGGAGUUACUUUGUCGAUGUGAUAGAAUCAAUGUGAAUUGUGUCAACUAUCAGUGUGAGCAAGCUACUCCUUUACACUUGGCUGUCAUGCAUGGACACACAGAGAUUAUUGAGUGUCUAUUAAAACAUGGAGCUGAUCCUUUACUCAAGAUGGGUCAAACUACUGCAGUACAGUUAGCAAAAGACCUGGGCAAUUCCCAGAUAAUCUCCCUUCUGGAAAGCAAGUUGUGAUUGAACAUUUUUUUUCAUGUGUGCUCAAAUGUUUUUUAAAAUAUAUUUCAAUUUCUGUCUUGGAGACAAUGGAAUUCUCUGAGCUGCUUUAUUGUCAUGUCCUGGAAACUUCAAAACACAACCAUCAUUUGGACUGAUCUUGGCAGAAAGUGUUCAUAAAGGUGUAUUAUGCCACAUAGCAUGUCAUAAUAAAUCUGGAUUUUUUAAUUAAUUCAUUUUUUUUUUUUUUCAAAAAGCAGUUUUAUGCAAGAGUUUAUGUAAAAUAGGCUCUAUUGUCUGUUAUUUUAUUAAGUCAGUAACUGUGAUUGUUUAUUUGUCUGGAAAAGAAGAUAUAAUUCUUUUUUAAAUCUAGCAGACUUUUAGAUCUGUAUAUCAAAUUAAUUUUGUGAUUUAGCAAGGUAUUAUUAUUAUUUUUUUUUUUUUGUGAUAAAAAAUAUAAUAGCAAACAGUUAUUUUUUUCAUAAGGUGCACAAUAACCAUUAGUAUUUUUACCCAAGAAAUAAAUCACCUGUUGAAAACUAUUUAUAUAAUAAAUAAAUUACUCCCCUUUAAGAUCUCUUGAGCAGGAGAAGAAACCAAUCAUUGUUAAGGUCAUGUGACUAAAUGAAUGUCGUACUCACAACAACAGAUUUAAAGUUUUGAUAAGAACUAUAUUGACUCUAGAGUAAAGUAAAAUUCUAAUAUCCACCUGGGCUCAUUAAUCACUUAUUUUAAACAUUUUUCAAUCAAGCAUUGUAUCAAUAAAGCUUAUCUUGCCUGAUUGCAGUAUGCUGUGGCUCUUAUAAUUUUUUCUAACAUAGAUUGAAGCCUUGUAUUUCCAUUUUGAUGCUACCCCCAUGAAAUAUUUCCCAUCAAAUAUUUCUUGUUUUGCAUUAACAGUGAUCAGCCAAUCUCCCAAAACAUUGUCGUGGAGCUAUUCAAAGUAAUAUGAUGUUUCAUAUGUUUUAGACUUAUAGAUCUUUGAACGUAAGCUAUCAAUGUAAAGAAAAAGUCUUUUAAGGGUAUAACAUUUGUUAAUUCAAAUACUUUACAAACAUCGAAAUAAACAUUGUUUUUAAAAUAUGAAAAAAGAAUUAUACAAGUUUUGAAUUGUUCACAAAAAGUUUUUUUUUCUUAAUUGAAUUUUCAAUGAUAUUUAAAAGUAUAUAUUCUAAUGAUGAUAAAAAGCAUUUAUUUUCAGAAAACUUGAUGAUUAGAUUUGUUGGUGGAUUUGGUCAUGUUUGAAAUGUGUUGGCUCUUAUACUAUAGCAUUAUGGGGAUUUAAUAGAAUUAAUGACUUAAGCUACAAUGAAGUGAAAACCAUCAGAAUAAAGUGGUAACAUUGUAAUAGCCACUCUCAUAAUUAGACUAAGAGAACCAUAUCAAGUUGUAUUGAAAUGUACAUACCAAAAGGAAAUCAAAUGUCAUAGAUCUAAAAUAGAUUUAAAAUGGGAGUUAACUACACUGUGAUUAAAAGGCUGUGAAAUAAUAUGUGACUUAUACAAGUAAGAAAGAAAAAAUAGAAUUCCAUAUCCUCACAGCAAGAGAGAGCUACUGGCUUGAUAAUUUGCUCUCAAAUUCUUAUUCAAACUGAAAUGAAAUGUAGCACAAAUAAGGGGAACUAGUUGUAAGUUGAGAGUUUCUUUUUAAAAUUUAUUUCAAAUCUGCUUUUGAUUGUAUACUUCAGGCAUAAAUAAGUCAGGUAGAAUAAGACAUAAUAAGUGAAAUACAAGCUCAUAAAUGUAACUUUUUAUUGAGUUCUGAAGUGUGUGGGUAUUGACCAGAAGAUAUAGUUAAACCUAAUGUCCCUGACAUACAGGUGUGCCAGUUAAGUGCAAUUAUCUUUGGAAAGAACAGCUGUAAAAUACUAAAAUAUAUGGUUUUUUUGUUUGUUUGUGUUGAUUUGAUUUGACAUAAAAUAAAUAUAUAAAAAAUUCAA
Molecule: messenger RNA, 4095 nt
Organism: Biomphalaria glabrata
Lineage: Eukaryota; Metazoa; Mollusca; Gastropoda; Planorbidae
Exons: 7
Coding region: 600-2177 (525 amino acids)
Biological process (GO): negative regulation of transcription by RNA polymerase II; protein dephosphorylation
Cellular component (GO): nucleus
Molecular function (GO): STAT family protein binding
Source: RefSeq, a predicted model, not a curated record